Messenger RNA from Siniperca chuatsi (mandarin fish), 6380 nucleotides. Its product is annotated as major facilitator superfamily domain-containing protein 12-like. The record is from RefSeq and is a predicted model, not a curated record. The transcript is spliced from 11 exons. Bases 799 to 2271 code for a protein of 490 amino acids. Lineage: Eukaryota; Metazoa; Chordata; Actinopteri; Centrarchiformes; Sinipercidae. Gene Ontology annotation, cellular component: membrane. Gene Ontology annotation, biological process: carbohydrate transport. Gene Ontology annotation, molecular function: symporter activity.
UUCCACUAUUGGCUGAGAGGAGCAAGAAGGGUUUCCUAUUGGUCCAUUCCUCUGGCUAUUUAUGCUUACAUCAUCAUUGACGGUCUGCGUCGUUGUUUACAUCUGUUUGUAUUUUAAUCGCCAGAUGUGCUUUACGUUUGUCGCCAGUUAGCUAAAGGUUAAUGAUAUAACUGGGGUUUUCCGCACCGAGGUGGAUUUAACAUUGCACGUUGCUGUCGUUGUGCGAAAUGCACUCAAGGGGCUUCUGUCUAAUUUUGAGGUCACUUUUAAUGGGAUUUUGAUUGUUUUUCAGCAACGUACUUAAAUUGUCCCUGACAGAAAGCGGAGAACAUCUCGCUCACGUUACGUAAUUUCAUUAGCUAGUUAGGUAUUUACAUGUGAUGUAAAGGGUGAAAUGCGGUGAUGAAAACCCUCUGUCCUCCAGUUUGGUUGUGUUUCGGUUUUCAUUCCUCCUCAGAUGCUCCUCCGGUCUUUGACACAGCUCGCCACUGUCACCUGAUUACAAGAGGAAAUUGUCACCGAGAUGGACUGGAAUUUCUUUUUGUCCUACUCCUGCAGGUGCAACAUAUAACAUACUGAACGGACAAAACAUGAUGAUAAGUGUAUGGAAAGACAGUAACGUGGAAAAGGGAACCGAAAGUUAGUCUGUCGUCACUAAGCUCUGUUCAGCCUCUCCCAAAGUCGAAAAAAAAUCGUCUAACUUUAGCUAAUUUAUUGAAUUAUUAGCCCUGUCAGUCUGGCGGAUGAAGGCGCGUGCUGAGCUUUGCGUUUAAACUCGUUUGUUUCCCGCGAGCCGUAAUGUCGGACACAGAGAGGUCUCUGCCAGCCCUCAGGAGGCUCAGCUAUGCGGUGGGACACUUUCUGAACGACCUGUGCGCCUCUAUGUGGUUCACAUACCUACUGGUGUUCUACCACUCAGUGCUGGGAUUCCAAAACACAUAUGCAGGUGUGUUGCUGCUUGUUGGGCAGAUAGCUGAUGGUAUCUGCACGCCUCUCAUUGGUUACGAGUCUGACCGAACCCCUGGCUGUGGCAACUAUGGCAAGAGGAAGACAUGGCAUUUAGUUGGUACACUGAGCGUGAUGCUGUCCUUUGCCUUCAUCUUCAACCAGUGUCUGGGCUGCGACUCCCUCACCCCGCAGUGGGCCAGUUUGACCUACUUCGUCCCGUUCAUCAUCGUCUUUCAGUUUGGCUGGGCUGCCACUCAGAUCUCCCACCUGUCUCUCAUUCCAGAGCUGGUCACCUGUGAGCACGCCAAAGUAGAACUCACUGCGUACAGGUAUGCAUUCACAGUGAUAGCCAACAUCACAGUGUAUGGAGUGGCUUACUUGCUGUUUCACUACCAGGCCAGAGAGGACAAUGACCUACUCAGUGAUGCACUUGGACCAGCAGAUAUUCUCGUCUUCAGGAAUUUGGCGCUGAUUGUGCUGGGCAUCGGUGCUCUCUUCUCCCUCUUCUUCCACCUGGGAACUCCUGAGUUGAGGCCUGGAGCAGGAGGGGAGGCUUCAGAAGAGGAGGGGAGGAGGAACAAGAAGAUGGAGGAGGAAGAGGAGGAGGGGGAGCGGAGGCCCCUGCUUCCUCGCUUUAAGACCUCCUUGUCUCCUCUGCAGUGGAAAUGUUGGCUGCAGCAGCCUUCUUUUUACCAGGUGGCCUUACUCUACAUGUCCACCAGGUUAAUAGUCAAUCUGUCUCAGACCUACAUCUCAAUGUAUCUCAUCAACACUCUGGGGCUGCCCAAGAAGUUCAUUGCAACAAUCCCAUUAGUGAUGUACGUUAGUGGCUUCCUGUCCUCCUUCAUCAUGAAGCCUCUCAGUAAACUCAUUGGAAAAUGUCUUACUUACUUUGUGGGCCUGCUGCUGAUCCUGGCCUUCUCCUACUGGGUGCUGUUGGAUGUCAGGAUGGGUCAUCAGGUGUACGGGGCUGCUGCGCUGCUGGGGGCAGGUUCAGCCACCAUCCUGGUCAUAUCGCUCGCCAUGACCGCCGAGCUCAUUGCCGAUCAGACGCAAAGUGGAGCGUUUGUGUAUGGAGCUAUGAGUUUCACUGAUAAGUUGGCUAAUGGAGGGGCUGUGAUGAUCAUUCAGGCCCUGCAUCCUUGCCAUACUGUGGUGUGCUGUCCGGCCUGUGUGUGGUUCUAUCAUUACAUCAUGGUCAUAGUGACAGGAGGCGUGGCAGUCGUUGCAGCUUUGGCGCUCUGCUCCAUCCUCAUCUGGCCAAUCAGGAUCAGACCACGUGGUCUGCCAGUCAUCUCUGAGGAUGAAGCCAGAGUCAACUAACAGCCCCUCCCCCUCCUCCCCUACCCCAGCAGUACAACAGGAAAACACAAACUCUGGACUGGUCUCAACUGGACAGGAAGAGCUUUCACUUUAGUUUCUUUGUGAGAUUCAUCUUUAGUUUUGCAGGGAGAAGCACCAGGUGAGUUCCUACCUGGCUGCUUGACAGGUGCACUUAAUGUAGCACAUUUAGCACUUCUGAUAAGGAGUUAGCAGGGAAACCAGAGGACCUGAGAAGGGAGAUUUUUUAUUUUAUGCUUAACUGACAGUUCAAGAUAUUGUUUUCUCAUCAUUUUCCAAAAAAUCUUUUUAUUGUGGCCUGGUAAUUAUUCAAAUCAGGUUAAUAUAGGUUCAUUUCAUUGUAGUGAAAUGUAAUUCAACAGGCAGUAGUUGACCUGACUGCAGCGCUUUAUGAAUGGAUUUUCACCCACUUUCAAAACCCAAAGCCACAGCUGAACGCACAGUUGACACAGUUUUUAUGAAGGUGACUGUUAACUUCUGAUGAAAAGACAGGAUAAUGUCUCCUACCGCUCGCUGUUCCGCUUACUACGAGUUCUUCCCAUGUUGAGAGUAACAGAAAGUCCAUUCAUAUAUUUUAAUGACAGGACAAGCCUGUCAUAUUGUAUAAAUAUGUACGUAUAGGAGUGUACAGCAAAGAUUCAAGGGUUAAGGCAAAAAUAAACCUGAACUAAAAUCUAACUAAAACCGUAUCCAUGAGCAAAAAUAAACAACGUGAGAAUUUAAAUAAUGCUAAGUAGACAUUAGCAAUCAAGAUGCUGGAAAGGAUUGAUUCUCCACAUAAUUAAACCAGAUUCUAUUAUAUUUUUGAAGUGAUCCACUUGAAGUGAAUCUCAGUUUCUCUUUGAAGACAACUAUUUUGAUAACCGAUAAAUCAUUUUUAGUCAUUCUUCCAAACAAACUGCCAAAUAUCUACUGGUUCCAGCUCUCCAAAUGUGAGGAUUUGCUGGUAUCAUUCUACUUUCUUUAGAUUUGCUCUUUGACGGAGCUGUCAAAGAAUCUGGGCAGCAACGAGGAUUCUGCUGGAGAACCAAUUCCCCCUAAGUAGGGAAGCCCAGAUCGGGUUUGUUGCCGAUUGCCGAUCGUUUUUUGUUUUGUUAUAGCAGCUGGUAUAGCAGUAUUAAAAAAUCAAGUACUGGAAUACCUUGAAAAUAGCCCCCUUUUUAACAAAGUGCUUAAAAAGCCCUUGAAAUUCAAAUGAACCACAUAACACUGUCUUAUAUUUUGACCAAAGUUUUGUUCAUCAAGUCAUUAAUAAUAAUUAAAUUGCUCAGAAUUAGAAAUAGCUCGGCUUUUUCUUUUUUUAAAUUCUGACUCAUUGCCGGCUCUCCCUCUUCUUUCUUCCUCGCCUGGAUGAGCCCGUUACACAACACUAAAUAUGCCAGGAAAGUGUAGAUUUAAUCCAGCAUGGCUGGAAAUGUAACUUUAUAGCAGUUGGCUUUUGACUGCUGAAUUGAAUUGAAAAAAACGAGGCUUAUAACGUUACCUCGUCUGCUGCAGGCCACAUUUCGGCCUUUGUCGUCGCUCAAAAACUGACAUCCACAGAAACGUUUGGUCUCAACUUGAGCCGGAGAAUCUGCAGAUUAAUUCCAUACCCAAAAUGUUAUGAUCCACUAAAGUUAGACACGAUAUGAAAUAAAUCCCUGUUUUCGUUAGCUUUGCCGCCUUCUUGACUGGAAAGGAGCCUGCUGCAUGUUGCCACUAUGCUUCUUAUUGGGUGGCCGCUGUGCGUCUGCGCGUCGCUAUAUUGGAGAGGUCAAAAUCCGCUAGUAAACAAAAACAAUGUGCAAUGUUUAUUUGUCAAAAACAGCCAAUGGACCAACUCCAGUUCUUCUUGUUAUUUUCCUCCAGUCUCUCUUCUUUUUCCUCUCAUCUCUGUACAUUUAUGAAGCAGAUUCUUAAAGCCCCAGGGAAAUGCGAACAUUUUUCACUCAAGUUGAAACAUUUUCAACUUGUACGGAUGUGUCUCGGCGUCCACCCCCCGGGCUAAUUUGCUUCUAAUCACAUCGUUCCAUUGCCUUUUGUAUGCAACCGCGCCACCUCCAAAAUUCGCUGCGCGUUCUGCCUGAAAACACAGUAAUAAACAUACAUGAACACUGACUCUAAUGUAAAUCAACACCAAAGGAGGAGGUUGGAGUGGGGGAGGGAGCUGUAGCAGCAAACGGAGUUUAUCAGCAGUGAUAGUGAGAAGUGCCAGAUUAUAAUGUCCGCACUGUACACCCGCAUGAAUAUGAUUGGACGUUACUAAUCAGCAGUUAGCCCAGCAGCUGGUGAUUGAGCCAGUGAUUGAAGCAGCUGAUGGCAGCUAAUGCUAAGUGCAGCUUCAGUGCUCUGACCUCAGUGCAGCCUGUUUUGCUAUGGCACCAUGGAUGACCCAUUAUGUUGGUCCAUGCAUUACUACAUUUUUUCCACAUAUUCAAUACUAGAAUCCUAAUUGUAUUUCCAUAGAACCCACCCAACACACAAGAAAGCUAACAUGUAUAUAGGCCCUCAGAGACCCUCAGCUGGUCUCGGACAUUAAACAGCAUCAGAAAAGGGAUGAAGAAUAAUGGAUCCUUACACUGCAGAGCUGUGAACAUGAACAUGCUUUAGGUUUGAUUUUGUUCGAUUGAUUUUUCAUGGGUAUGACAUUAACUACAGAUGAACAAAUAAGACACAAGGAGCUUUAAAGUGCAGUGAAGAAGUUAAAGGAAUGUCAAUGACAAUUAUACAGAACUUUGGAAAAUUAUGAGAAAACAGGGCCCGGGUCACAAUAGUCUUUAGUUAAACUUUAUGUCAUUGCAUGUGUGCUGUAUUAGACAAUACAGAGCAUGAGAGGAAAGAGUGACCUGUAGAGUUCCAGGUACCUUCCAGGAUUUUAGGCAUCGGCUAACCUCGAGUGGAUCGCUUAACAUGACAAAGGGAACAGUUAUCCUGCUGGUUCACUAACGGACAUCAGAGUCAAAAAGGAUGAUGAAGGGAACCGGAUACAGUAUGUGGCGUAUUCAAGUGAUCAAGCUCAGAAACACCAAAGAAGAAGAAGCAUGGACCAUUUAUUGUCCUAACAGCUGAUGUCUGGUCAGUACUUGGCAAUGUUAGCUAGUUAGUUUUGCUGAUGUGACAGACAACUAAAUCCAGAACUCUUUCCUGGGUUUCGAAGUGUAGUGCUUCAUUAAAUGGUUAUUACACUACAUUUCCCUCCACAGACUCACACAUUGAUAAACCACUUCAGUAACACGGACUGUCAGUGGACACUAUAAAGGGAAUGAAGGAAAAUCAAGGCCUUGCUGCAACACACAGACGGCACUUAAACAAGAAGUUCUAAAAACUUUCCUUGAAUGUUACUGCAAGAGCAAACGCAACCUGUGAAAUCAGCAAGUUCAGCUUUUCUCAGCGGAUUGAGGCAUUCACUGCAGUGGCUGUGGAGUCAUUUGACACCAUGCACUUGGUAUUCUGGAUAAAAGCUUGUAUCCCAGUAAAGUGUCACUCAGAGCAGCUUUACCGUGUUUAAUCUGCUGCUGAGGUAUAUUUCAAACCUAGGCGUAAGUGAUACUCGGAUAACUUGUGUUUGUGCCUCGUUGUUGUGGAUCAUUUAGGUAAAGCACUCUUAUUUGGGGUUUUUUUCACUCAUGGAACAAUAACUAAUUAUUAUGAGAUAUUUCUAUUUUAAUCAUUUUUCAUUGUUCAUAGUUUUACCUCUUUUUAUAAUCACAGACCAAAUGGAAUAUGAAUAUAAACAAUAUUUUUUAUAAUCGAAAGAAACUUGAAUAGCAGAAUUGCAGUUGAUAUAAAAUGACUUUGAAGGGAUCAAUACUAUAAUAUGUGUAUACAUAUAAUGUGUGAAUGCCAAUAAAAGGGAAUCAUACUGGUAAAUUAUCAGAGCAUGUUUGACUGGGAGCUGUGGGAAAACUUGUGUAUUCAGUUCCAGUGCUGUAGAAAACGAGUCUUUUGUCAUGUUCAACCAAAGCUCUAUUCCUCAUCCCAAUUAUGCUAACUUUGUCUUUGCUUCCUUUUUAUGUCUUUGUUGCCCCGGUGACUUCUUUGAUUCUGUGUGUGAUGGUUUUGUUUUAUAAAGAAACACUCAUUAAACAAAGUUCAUGAGGUGCAACUAGAAA